AUGUCGAUCCCUGUGCCACCUAGCUGGAAGGACCUUGGUAAGGCCGCGUCGGAUAUCCUUGGCAAGGACUACCCCAUCCAUGGCUCGACCCUUGAGGUCAAGACCCGCACGCCAUCGGGUGUGACAUUCCGUGUGCUGGGUCUACAAGACAACAAGUCGUCGAACAUUAGCGGUGACCUUGAGGCCAGCUGGCAAGACCGCAAGAAGGGUCUCGCCUUCACACAGGCCUGGUCGACCGCCAAUGUGCUGCGCAACCACAUUGAGUCCGAGAACCAUCUCGCCAAUGGCCUGAAGCUCGAGGCCAUUUCGACGCUUGUGCCAGAGAAGCAAGCCAAGAACGCUCUCCUGGCUUUGACCUACCGAACGCCAGGCCUGCACAUGCGCAACUUUGUGGACGUUUUCAAGGGUCCUCUGCUUACCGCUGAUGCUGUGGUUGGCCGUGAUGGCUUCCUGUUCGGUGCUGAGGCCGCGUACAACGCAAAGGACAAGAAGCUUGCGCGUUACAACCUGGCCGCUGGCUUCCACGCUCCUGAGUAUGCCAUCACACUCCACGCGCUUGGCAACCUCUCCACGUACAGCGCUUCGUACUACCACCGAGUGAACCAGGACAUUGAGGCUAGUGCUCGUGCCACGUACGACUCGAAGGCCUCGAGCAACAUGAACCUUGAGGUCGGCACGAAGACGUACCUCGACAACGCUGCCUUCAUCAAGGCCAAGAUCAACAACUCGGGUAUCUUGGCCCUUGGCUAUGCGCAGGCGCUUCGUCCUGGCAUUAAGGCUACGUUCGGUCUUGCUCUUGACACGAUCAAACUGUCGUCUGGCUCGACAGAUGCCAGUGCUCACAAGCUUGGUGCUGCGCUCACGUUCGAGGCUUAA
This is a messenger RNA of Malassezia globosa CBS 7966, 876 nucleotides long. RefSeq lists its product as uncharacterized. Gene Ontology annotation, biological process: monoatomic anion transmembrane transport. Bases 1 to 876 code for a protein of 291 amino acids. NCBI's taxonomy places the organism in Eukaryota, Fungi, Basidiomycota, Malasseziomycetes, Malasseziales, Malasseziaceae. The record is from RefSeq and is a predicted model, not a curated record. Gene Ontology annotation, molecular function: voltage-gated monoatomic anion channel activity. The transcript has a single exon. Gene Ontology annotation, cellular component: mitochondrial outer membrane.